CCAUUUCAUCAGCGGAUUACCAUGACAUGAAACCAUCGACAAGUUGUAAGUACGGCCAUUAGCCUAUUUUACAUCAAACUCGCCAGCACAGUAACAGAUCCCAUUGUAGAAUAAAAUAAUACAAAAGGAUACUAGGACAAGGCCUAUUUGCGGAUAACUGCUUGGGAUAAAACAGUGUUUGACUAGGUCUCCUGGGAUCACUUUCAGAGUACAUCUUCGAUAUACGAGAUUUCUCAAGAUCAUGGGGUUUGCUAUUGCCAGGCGUUGAUCGCUCAUCUAACAAGAUUCUAUGAGAGAUGGAAGCGAUAUGGCUGUAUCAGUUUCGACUCAUCGUCAUUGGGGACUCGACAGUAGGAAAAUCAUGCCUGAUCCGGCGAUUCACAGAGGGACGCUUUGCGCAUGUGUCAGACCCCACAGUCGGGGUAGACUUCUUCUCACGCCUUGUGGAGAUAGAGCCAGGAAAACGCAUAAAACUUCAAAUCUGGGACACAGCCGGACAAGAGCGAUUCAGGUCUAUAACCAGGGCUUACUACCGUAACUCUGUUGGGGGGCUGCUGCUGUUCGACAUCACCAACCGUCGCUCCUUCCAGAAUGUGCAUGAGUGGCUGGAGGAGGCCCGCAGUCACGUCCAGCCUCACAGCAUCGUCUUCCUGUUGGUGGGCCACAAGUGCGACCUGGAGCCCCAGAGGCAGGUGAGCCAGCAGGAGGCGGAGAAGCUGGCAGGUGCCUAUGGGAUGCGCUACGUGGAGACAUCGGCUCGCGACGCCAUCAACGUGGAAAAGGCCUUCACUGAGCUAACGCGGGACAUCUUCGAGCUUGUGAAGAACGGUGACAUCAACAUCCAGGAAGGCUGGGAGGGAGUGAAGAGUGGCUUGGUGCCCAAUGUGGUGCACUCCUCAGAAGAGGUCACCAAGAGCGACCGCCGGUGCUUCUGCUGAUUAGCCUGUCUAUCUAGUUGGCUUCAGCCUUCCCAGCCCAUGCAGUCCUGUAACAUUAUGUCCCACUAGCUCCCAAUCUUGUCACAGGUCACACAUGUAGCUCUCUCACUCCAAUCCUGACUACUGGAAGGCCAUUUGUGCACUGAAUAAAACAUGGAUACAGCUAUUUUCCACAGUAACCUUCCUCGCGUCUGUCUUACAUGUUACAUGCACUUGUAAGAGAAGAAAUGGCCUGUAUUUAUGCUUCAUCUUGUGACCCACAGAAGGAACACACCUCAACUUUACACAUCUGUUCUGUAGUCUGGAGAGCUCACACAACAUCUGGGGGAGGGGCUGGUGUUCAAUACAAGGGGAAACACCAAAUCUAGCUCGGCUUAUUCCACCCUGUCUAUGGAAAGAACCAGUGCACAGAGGAAAGCAUGUGUUAUAGUACUGGCUGUGUGCAAUGCCUCCUCUGCUUUUGGUGCGAGACUGAUGGCGCCACCAGACACAUGAACAACCAAGAACACUAUAGUUUAUUGCCGUCAUCCUUUUGAUCACAGAUGGAACCAAAGCUUGUGUUGACUGAAUCAGUUCUACAUGAGUAUCAACAGGGAACUUGUACAGUUGAGUGUUAUCGUUGCUCAUAUUAAAUGUACAGUUGGUGACACAAGGUACUGUAUAAGAUAUCACCUCUUUUACCUACCCUGGCCAUCCACCAUAAUCGUUAGAGAAUGUGUCCCAUGAAAAAUAUGUUUUAUAUACUCCAUUGGCUUUAAUAGUAAGCCCACCCCUUAAACAUUGACAUCUACACAACGAUAACGCCUCCUGAUGUUGUGAACACCAAGUUUUAAAUGGGGUCAGCUGUACUAGAGUAGUUUUUUCUUUAGUUUAUUAAUAACUGUAUGGUCAUAUGCUUGUAGUUUCAACAUGAUCCUAAGCAACAUUC
Messenger RNA from Coregonus clupeaformis (lake whitefish), 1866 nucleotides. Its product is annotated as ras-related protein Rab-39B-like. Gene Ontology annotation, molecular function: GTPase activity; GTP binding. NCBI's taxonomy places the organism in Eukaryota, Metazoa, Chordata, Actinopteri, Salmoniformes, Salmonidae. Gene Ontology annotation, cellular component: Golgi membrane. The coding region runs from base 297 to 938 and encodes 213 amino acids. Gene Ontology annotation, biological process: Rab protein signal transduction. The record is from RefSeq and is a predicted model, not a curated record. The transcript is spliced from 3 exons.